AGGGCCCUAAUUUAAAUCCAGCGAGAUGGUGCGACGCCCGCGCUCUGUUUGAAGUGUAAUUUCCAUAAAGACCCACCAUGACAUCCUCCUUCGAGCGGCGCUACGCCACAGACUACCCGGGCUUGGUGAGGUCGUGGGACCAGAGGAAGACCCUGCGACCUCCGCCCUACCAAUUCGCCUGGAAAAAGCAUGUGGAAGAAGGUGUGGCCAUCGGGGAUCCGAAAGCCGCGCAGGACCUUUCCGACUCAGAUCUGAUGUGUGGGCACCCGGGGUACGGAAAAACGCCAACUAACGGUCGUGCCAAAAAGAACGCAGCGGACAAGGACACGAGCAAGGGUGAAAAGAAUUCCAACAACUGCCAAGCUAGCGACGCGAAAACCGUACAAAACGACACCGACAACGUAUCUUGAGUAAAAACGUCCCCACACCAGAGUCUAGAUGGGGACUUUGCAACACAAACCGUGAAGCUUUGGAAGCCCUGCAUGACAAAUUUCAGGCUGUAGUGUAGUGCAGUUUAGCAAGGGAAGUCGCAUUACAAAUCCAUGUGCUUCUCCUGUUUACAGCAUUACAUACAAGUUCCAAAACACGAUCGGAAAUGCCUAUCAUGGGGAUGCGCAUUACAAAUGCGCUCGCGCUUGCAGAUCUGCAUCACAACUCUGGGGUGGGGAUGUUUUUACACAGGAUACAACGAGUUCCUUGAAACGCACGAGCCGCCCUGCUUCCUCGGCGACUUCAACGACAAAACCAACAAAUAUCUCCCUCCCUGGGUGGACUUCGAGGCCGUCACCCGGGGGCAAAGACUCUGGAACAAGCACCUCCUCCGCGCCGCCAUGAGCCUCGGGAUGUCGCUCCUCGUCGGUUUGUCUGUGGCGCGGUUCAGCGAAAUUUUAGAAUACAGCGGCUACAGCUCCAGCCCCAUGGCGGCGAUUCUGCGGUACCGGCAGACGUUUUUCCGGUGGCUGGACUGGUUCCGGUUUGAGGACGUGAAAGGAGCAGACUCGCGGUUUCGCAAGAGUGCAUUUGCGGUAAGGAAAGUGCACGAGUUUGUGCGGAGAAAAGCGAUGCAGCAAGAGAACAUAAUGAUGACGAACUCGAAGAACAGCAGUACUAGUACCAACGACGUAUCAGUCCAGGGUGCAGUUGACAUCAGUCCCGCGGCUACUUCUACCCAGGAGCGUCAACCCCGGAAGUCCAAGCGCUACUACAAUGAAGAACAGGAGAAGAACAUCGGCAUUCCUCUUUCCCAAUACGACGUAGCGGAGGUGCAACUGGUGUUUUCCGGCCUGUGCAUCAGCAUUUUCGAAGCCGAGCUGUCGUUCAACUAUCAAAUGCAAAUAUGUCUGGGUCUGGAAGAAUGCAACUUGUGAUGCUGCAGUUGGAUUCCAGAAGAAUCUGUAUCGCAUGAGUACCAAAAGGAAUGUAAUAUUUGCUACGCGGAGAGGGCAUUUGUCAUGCGGAAUAGGCACCAAGAAGCUCUCAAAAAAUCUAGCAUGCUAGAACAUGCAUCACAGACAUCAGGGCUCAUGCAAAACGUGCAUGACAAGUGUCAGAAUCUUCGAGACCCAGACAUUUUUACAGUUGAUAUCAACCAGGAGAAGGCGAAACUCUCGAAACAGGACAAGGAAGACAUGGUUCACUGCUGGCGGUUCAUCGGCUAUUUGCUCGGGAUUCAGGAUGACUUAUCACGAGAAAAAAGUGUUACACUUACACUUUUGUCGGAGUUUCUGCAUCACAAAUUUUCUCUGUGUGGCAGCGAAAACUUGUGAUGCGAAGAUAAUAAGGGAAAACAGGAAGGAAACGAGGCUCCCAAGCAUUUCCUGCAUGAGAGAGGUUGUCUUUGUUGCCGGUCUUGCAACACAAUGUGUAAAUGUAACACUUUUUUCUUGCGAAAUGACUACAAUGUGUGCGAGUCCGUGGAGAAAAUGAACGAAUACCUCGAAGAGUUUCUCGUCUUCAUUAUCGCAAGAAAAAACUGUUUCACUGUAAACUUGUAAUGCAGAAAAUGCAUCUGAGAAGUGUUUCUCUUGCUACACAUGCAAGACAAUAGAUUUUUAGCUGUGUUUUCCGUUGGGAAUCGCGCAUGGCAAAUUUUCCCUGUGAUGUAGAACAAACUUGUGAUGCAAAACUUGCAAAAUCCUUACAGUGAAACACUUUUUCCGUACGAUAUUCAUGCCGCAGCGGUUGAACACCGCGAGAAACUCGGCUUUCCGGCUCCGCGACGCCGCGAUUACUGGUUUCGGGUGGUGGAGCGGGCUGGGCGUGGGGUUCUACAAGGGCAUGUUUUUGCUCGCGUGCGAAUCCGAGCGCUUGAUGGGCGGAAAGAAACGGAUCGCAGUGAAGGAUAGCACAAAUUCGCCAGUUAGAGCAGGAAGUACGAUGAACAGUAGAAGAAGCAGCGUUACGAAAACGCCGGGGCGCGAAGACUCGCAGCAGCUCACGGACGGCCAGGUCAACUACAACAUCAAGGACGAGAUGAUAAAGAGUCCUUGGAAAGAAACGCAUUCGCCAACGAGUCGCGUCGUUGAAGAUUCCGAACUGUCCACGUACACGGAUUGUGCGGGGUUCGGAGACGUUUUGUGGCACCGCGAGCUCGUCCGUUUCUACCUCCGGUAUAUUUGCUCGGUGACCGUAAGGCCGCAAAUCAUCGGCAAGCAGCGGGACUUGCAGUUCACCAACCCGGAAUUGGCCUGGAAACGAGUGCAAUUCAACUGCAAGUUUGCGAAGUGGGUCGACUUUCUGUUCUGGCAAAGCUUGCGGUCCUGGGCUUGCGUCGGCAGUGUCGGGGUCGCGGCGAGUGGGGCGUAUCUGGCUUUCUGGAAAAACUGGAGAGACGCAAUCGCGGCAGGAGACACAGUAACUGCGUACUUCCUCCCAAAGACCAGCGCGAACUUGUGGUUAACACUAGGAACGCUAGCGUGCUCGUGUUUCGCAUUGCUCAAACUCAAGCUCUUCACCGCAAGUUCAGGCGGAACGUUUUCGUAGUCAUGAAAAUGAAACUCAUUGCAUUCCACAUCAUAAGUGCUGUGCCUGGGCCUGCGCCCAACUUCUCUGCUGAACGCAUCACCAUAUAAUUACCGUUACUGCUCAUUUCAACUAAAAUAAGCGGAGAUCCCGCGCAUCAAAUAUCGAUAUGCUCAUUGUAUUCAGCUGGCUGUCUUUGCCCUGUUCAG
This is a messenger RNA of Amoebophrya sp. A120, 3170 nucleotides long. Lineage: Eukaryota; Dinophyceae; Syndiniales; Amoebophryaceae. The record is from the annotation of a GenBank genome assembly.